AUGGAUGUGCUAGGCAUAAUCAGCAUACCCAUCGGCAUUGUGGGAGUCAUUGGCAACAGCAUCGUCUGCGUCGUGAUUUGGCACGAUGCCAACCUACGCACCUUGACCAACGCCUUCAUCGUCAACCAGGCUGUGGCAGACCUCCUGUGUUCCCUGGUGCUGCCGUUGCAAUUCAACAUCCCCUCCCCGGACCCGUUACCCGAGGGGAGUUACGGGGAGUUCAUCUGUAAAGUCUGGACGUUUGAGUACAUCCUGUGGCUGUUCCUCAACACCUCCACGCUGGGCCUGGCCGCGCUGACGCUAGAGCGCUACCUGGCCAUCGUGUUCCCAUUCCGGUAUAUUGCCAUCACAGGGACUAAGUGCUUGCCGGUGACCCUCAUCGCAGUCACCUGGCUGCUCAGCGUGGCCUCGGCGACUCUGACGCUGUCCACCGUGGAGUUCUCCGCCGCCCACAACCACUGCGACGUCAGCCCGGAUUUGGAGCUGCGGAACCCGCCGCUGCACGCCCUUCUGAUCGUGGACAGCGUGGUCCUCUUCUUCCUACCAGCCAUCCUGAUGCUCUUCGCUUACGUGCACAUCAUGCUGGUGCUACGGCGCAAGGCGCGCAGCAUCCAACCAAUGCCGUCCAUCACCCACCAGCACAGCAGCAGCAACGACCCCGAAGUCCAACCCCAGGAGAUGCAGAACGCAUCCAUGCUACGCGCAAGUAAAAAUGUCAUCAAGACUCUCCUGCUGGUCUUCGGCGUCUACAUCAUAUGCUGGCUGCCCAAUCUUAUCGCCUUCGUGGUUCAGUUCUCGGACCAAGUCUACCAGCUCACCAUCGUCCUAGGCGCUGCCAACUCCUGUGCAAAUCCCAUCAUCUACGCGUUGAAAUACAAAUCUUUCCAGGCGGGCUUGAAGAAGUUGUUCAGGAGGAGUCACUGA
Molecule: messenger RNA, 924 nt
Organism: Patiria miniata (bat star)
Lineage: Eukaryota; Metazoa; Echinodermata; Asteroidea; Valvatida; Asterinidae
Product: histamine H2 receptor-like
Exons: 1
Coding region: 1-924 (307 amino acids)
Biological process (GO): G protein-coupled receptor signaling pathway
Cellular component (GO): membrane
Molecular function (GO): G protein-coupled receptor activity
Source: RefSeq, a predicted model, not a curated record